AUGCUCACAUUCGAGCUCCGAAUUGGCAAGCAGUCGGUCUGCGAGCCUGGCGCCAAGAUGUCAGCGAUAAAGACCCUGGAGCUGCAUCUCAGCGCAGAAGAAGAGGAGGCAUUCCACGAGGCAGUCGAGGGCGUGAGUGCAGGGAAGGGUGAGCGGUAUCGAGCUGCGAGGCCUCAGCGAGGGCUUUGUGACAAUGUGAUCUCGCCGAAGGACGGUGCAAGUGACCAGCAGCUCCAGUCACCUACGACCCAAGGACAAAAACAGCAGCAGAACGCGCAAGCAUUCAAGGCAAGAAUGAGAACACACCAUCGCAAAAGCAGGACGGAAAGACCUGUCUCCUUUGCCCAAAACUUCCUCAACACGAUGGGCAGCGGUCAGCGUUUGGAGAAGGCCAUCAGUCGGGAGAAUAUGGACGAGCUGGAGCGGAAGCCCCCCUCGGGCAAAGGAAAAAAGGAUUGCGGAGCCUCGCGCGCCUACCAAGAAGGCGACGGCGACUCUCCACGCCCGGUCACGCUCACCACGCCCGGCCACGCCCAUCACGCCUGGCCACGCCCGGUCACCACGCCCAGCCACGCCCACUACGCCCAGCCACGCCCACUACGCCCACCACGCCCAGCCACGCCCACCUACGCCCACCACAGAAACCAGAUCCGAAAUCUGCUGAAGACACAACAAAGAUUUCGCCACCAAGUCUCGCAGGAGGUCCGCGAGGCUCUAGAGUUUGGGCCUGUCAAAAACGGCUUCACGCCACUCCGCCACAACCACAUUCCGCAACGCCGUACUGAAAUCGCUCGCAUGAAGAUGGUCAUCGGACCCGACAAGACCCUUGGAAGCAGCGAUGCACCAGACCAAUUUUGCCAGCGAUUCUUCACCCUUAUAGGCAAAUACGUACAGCCGACUCACACGGCAAUCACUGGCGUGAUCGUAGAAAUCGCCGAUCUGGCUCAUCAAGCAGAGCAUUACGGAAGUCGCUCAGCGCGCACGCCAGCUGACAACAUCCCUAUGAAGCCACUCCGUCUUACCUAUGCUGUUGUUGAUGACGGAGACUCUAUUCAAGACACUCCAACUCCAACACACGCCAUUGCAGCGCAAUAA
Pseudocercospora fijiensis CIRAD86 is the source of this 1095-nucleotide messenger RNA. RefSeq lists its product as uncharacterized. The record is from RefSeq and is a predicted model, not a curated record. Lineage: Eukaryota; Fungi; Ascomycota; Dothideomycetes; Mycosphaerellales; Mycosphaerellaceae. Bases 1 to 1095 code for a protein of 364 amino acids. The transcript has 5 exons.